This is a messenger RNA of Aureobasidium melanogenum CBS 110374, 336 nucleotides long. RefSeq lists its product as uncharacterized. Lineage: Eukaryota; Fungi; Ascomycota; Dothideomycetes; Dothideales; Saccotheciaceae. Bases 1 to 336 code for a protein of 111 amino acids. The transcript has a single exon. The record is from RefSeq and is a predicted model, not a curated record.
AUGUACGCUGAAAGCCAGACGUUGAUGGUUGAUGUCGAUCAGUCUGUACCUGCAGAUUGCCCUGGACUUGACCCCGGAACCCCAGAUCUCCUGAACACGAGGGGUCCUCAUCUCCUUGUGUCUCGAGCUCACUUACGCAGAAACCAGGCUUGGCCAACGAUGACGACUAUCAACACAAUUGAACCCAUUGCGACCAUACCAUACUUCCCACUGCGACCGAGUCUACCCACUGCAACCAUCCUCACCGAUCGCGACCAUAUCUAUCCAUUGCGACCACAAGUACCCAGCGCGACCAUCUCACUCCUACUCCCUCGGAUCAAGACCUUCAUCCAAUGA